AUGGAUGACUCCAACCAACUGCGGCGCUUGCUGCUCCAUGUCUUGCAGUCGUUGCACUGCCCUUUGAAGGCACCGUUGGCAGCAAGAUUGCUAGGGGCAAAGGAUCCGCGGGUGCAAGCUUUCCUUCACCGCCAGACCCGUCAGCGCAAGAGCACGCGCCGCGCGAAAGAAAAUGCGGCAUACCUGCACAGAUUGACCAGUAGAGAGCACGAAGCUUUGAAUUCUGUCAAGCAUUCGGGUUUGGAGGAUGACCUUGUGGCAGAUGUGAGCCAGUCUGUGGGGCGUGUGCCUCAUGCAAGGGGCGGCCUUUGUCCUACCCUGACACCAGGCUCUAAGUGCAUGGUCUUGGCGGUGAAGCGUGCCAUCAUUCCUGAGGAGAAGCUCCUUCUUGGUGGCAUUCCGCUGCGCAGACUCCAAGUCCCAAGUUCUUUGUCGCCUCAGCAAAUCGCUUCCUUAGGUGGCAACUUGAUGCACUGUGAGGCGAUAGCUGCAGCCGUUUUGCUCGGGCUUUCCAUCCUCCAAGUGGACAAACUGAGGCCGGGACCGCCACGUUUUCCAGCAGCAGGUCGUGCGAAGAUGAUUGAGGUAAACCAACUUCUUUCUGCCCAGAAUUGCCCCACCAAGACCAACCGCCGGCGAAGAGUCGCGGCAAAUCAGCCUUGUACAAAGCAAAAAGUGCCGGAUGCAAAGUGCAUCGCAGAGGUUUAUUUGAGUUCUGAAGGCAGGAAACGGGUGGCGCAGCCACUUUUUUCGUUUUCUGGGAAGAAGGCGCGGAAGUGCCGCAGCAUCGCAGAUGUGUAUAGUGCCAGCCAGCUCCGGCCAGCAGUGCACCAAGAGGCUGGCAAACCACGGAAGCCAGCCGCCAUCACCAAGGCGUGCCAGAAGCCCAAGCUGCCUUUGACUGAACUGCUUCAGGCCACCCACGAGGACGACCUACUUUUGAAGGGCUCCGUUCCGCAACCUGCAGAUUGGCUUUCUGCAUGGCGGGCUGUGCGUUCUCCAAUUUCCUUUUCCAAGGCAGAGGCACAUUCGCAGACGGCCUUCUAUGCUGCUGGAAUGUUUCGGGAGAUGGUGGGCGUCAUGCCCGAAGUCAUUCGGGAAACCAAGCGGAAGCACAUCUUGGAGGCUGACUCCAUUAGCUUAGCUUUGGGUGACAAGGCGCCCUUCCGUGUCAUCCGAUACCGUUGCAGCAGCGUGGCUGGCCUUUCUUCCAUGCCACUGCGCACGCAUGAAGGUGUGCUGACUGUGCUACGACAUGGGGGUGAGGCUUCGUCAAUGACCUGUGAGGCCUUCGAUGAAGACUAUAGUGAAAGGAUAGCGAACUCUGUCGACGCCAUCGAGCGCUUGGCUACCUCCUUGGGGGGUUGUGAGCCGGACGAAGCAAUCCAGGCCAAGUUCAAGGCGGCGCUGCGCUGCUACGCUUCUGACGGUGGGAAGCCUGUACGUAAAUGUGGCCAGCUGCUUCAAGAGCGAUUCCCACACUUGAAGCUGCUGAUCCACGACAGGGCUCACAUUAUCCGACGGGCGGCCCUGCCUUUGACUUUGGAAGAGCGUUUCCCAAAGUUUUGGCACCAUGUCUUUGAUAAGCGGCACGCAGUCAUACCCGACAUCCAGAACAGCUCGGAAUGGAAGUUGAAGCUGGAGAUCAUCCAACGGGAGCUGAUCCAUGAUUCGCCCUUGCAGGGGCGCUUGCGCAAAGCCAUUCGAACCAUCGGUUUUGCCAAACAGCGCUUCGACAGCUAUGCAAGUCCUCAAGCCAAGUAUGUGGUCCUCCAAGUCCCCAUUGCCAUUCUGUUGGCCUCUCAGGCUGCAGACCCUAGAAAGGAUGGGCGGGUAUGGAGAAGGUGCUUGGAAGCCCUGCGCAUGAUGACAGCCGAGCACACCUUGCUGUCAGGGCUGGCGGCGGACUUCUCAGCUGAGGUCUUGCGAUUUGUGCGAGAGCAUGACAUCCGCGAUCACGACAUCAGCACCACUUUUUAUCAAAAGAGUGAGUUCAUCCGCAGGUUUGAGGAAGGAUGGAUCCUGCAGCCCGCGCAGAGUGCCGCCACCAGGACAGACGCUCAGACUUUCACCCAGAUGGCCGUGACCGGUGCCAUGGAGGCAGGCCCGAUUCAGUUUGGGGAUGAGAUGGUCACCCUUUGGGGGCCCUUGGCUCGUGAGGAGUGCCGACAAGUUAUGCAAAGGUGCAGAGAUGUGGUCUCCAGCACCAUUGCACGGGUGGACGCCGAGUUGCAUGGCAAUGACUUGGACAUGGACUUGUUGUUUUGA
Messenger RNA from Durusdinium trenchii, 2268 nucleotides. NCBI's taxonomy places the organism in Eukaryota, Dinophyceae, Suessiales, Symbiodiniaceae. The record is from the annotation of a GenBank genome assembly.